GCACCCAGAGCAGCUGAAGAGAGCAAAGCAGGGGACAAACACACUCUCACACUCUGACACACACAGAUUAGCACAAGCCUGUCAUAUACACCACACUCUCUUCCUGGGAUAUGAACCUUCUCGUCCUCACCUGUCUCCUGUGCUUCGUAGUCUGUGGUGCUCUUGGUGCUCAAGCAUUUGAGGCCACAUUCUCCAGUGGGGUAGUUGGCGUGACUGGGGGUCCGGCCUCUGGGGAGGACCUCCAGAGUUUGCAGAGCGACGAUGAUGAGCAGGAAGUAGAUGAGGAACUUUCAGGAGGAGACAACGAAAACUUCAGCCUUUUUGAAUCCAGCAGAAAUGAGACCAAGAAAAAGAAAGGCAAAGGCAAGAGGAGGAACAAGCACAAGAGCAAGAGCACCACUCCCUUCAACCCAGAGCACACGCUCUUCACCAGUGGACACUCAACUCUCAGCACCACAGAGGAUCCCUGCACCUCCACCCACCUGGGCUACUGCAUUCAUGGUUACUGCCAGCACAUAGAGGGCCUGCAGGAGCCAGUGUGCAUAUGUAUGAAGGGUUACGAUGGGGAGCGCUGUGGGAUCCAAACUCUGGGGACGAUUCAAAACCAGCCCGGCAACAACGCCGAGUUGGUGCAGACAGUAUUAGUGAUCAUCGCUGUUGUCCUGUCUGUCAUCAGCUGCACCGCCAUCCUGCUCAUGACCUGUGCUCAUUACAGGUCACAGAGAAAUUUCCUGGCAUCCUACCUGGGAACUGGGACAGAGCAGGAGAAGCUACAGAAACCCGUUAGUGACGUGGUGUGAGAGCGUCAAGUUACGAUGAGCCAGCUGCACAGGACUGGAGGAGUCUGAGGACCCGAGAAAGCAGUAGAGUGAAUAGACUGCUUCAUUAGAUGCUGUGUAAAAUAAACUACUGUCCAGAACUUGUUAGAAUAUAAUUUAUUUAGUGUGAUUAUUUAUUGCUGACAACUUUGUGAGUGUUUGUAUGCUGGACUGUUGUAAUGAUGUCUUUUAUGUGCGAAUGCUGAGCAUUCAGUCCUUUGAUGUUCUGUAGAUCUGGUUUUAUUUAUUGCACUGCCGUUGUUAUAGGUCAGACAAACGCUCUUCAUCUCACGCUGGAAAAGGGAUGGAAUUUGAUCACCAAUAAAGUAUCUCAGUGUUAUGUGAAGUCGUA
Molecule: messenger RNA, 1170 nt
Organism: Scatophagus argus
Lineage: Eukaryota; Metazoa; Chordata; Actinopteri; Scatophagidae
Gene: areg
Product: amphiregulin
Exons: 6
Coding region: 111-800 (229 amino acids)
Biological process (GO): positive regulation of mitotic nuclear division; epidermal growth factor receptor signaling pathway; positive regulation of cell population proliferation
Source: RefSeq, a predicted model, not a curated record